GCAAGCCAUGCCUGAAAACCAGAGAGCAGUUUGGCAUUAAAUUCUUGGGAGGAGCAAUGAAGAAGGUGAAGACAAUUAAUUACAGGAAACUAAGUAAGUAGAGGCUUCCACGUUUCGCCUCUCAUGCAGUAGAAAUCAAAGGCCUCUCUGCUAUGCUCAUCUCUGGCAAGCCCUGCUGUCAUUGGCCUCUGCUGUGCUGCUUCUCAUGUAAAUCAUGAUCAUCUGUGUAGACCUCCAAUUCUGUGCUGCAAGGCCCUAAACAUCGGUUUUUUCACCUGGUUGUUGUGUGGAAGGAAAUAACAGAGAAAGAGCUAGCUGUUCAAAGUUCAAACCAGUCCAACCUCAUCAGUAGAUGUUUCAUAGAAGAGGAGGAGGAGGAGGAAGUGGUGUUCCAAAUCACACAUAUAAUAGUCAGCUUCUGCAGGCUGCUGCUCUUCAGCCUCAGGAAGAAGAAGAAGAAAAAGAAAGGAUGGUUGGUUAUGGUUUUGAUUAUUUUGGUGAUGAUGAGCAAGAUUUUCAAGGACCCCCAACUCCCACUGUCACACAGAGUGAUGACAGUGUUGUUGUUGAGGGUGAAGAGGAGGACGAGGAGGAGGAAGAAGAAGAAGAGGACCUUUCCCAUGAUCUUCAAACACCUUCGGUUCUGAGUUCGAACUUCAAACCUCGCCUUCGAUGGACUCCUCACCUUCAUGCCUGCUUUGUUGAUGCUAUCAAUCAGCUUGGUGGCCCCCACAAGGCAACUCCGAAAAAGCUUCUGCAGAAAAUGGGUGUCAAGGGAAUAACUCUUUACCACUUGAAGAGCCACCUCCAGAAAUACAGACUUGGAAAGUACUCGGUGAAGGAGUGGAAGGAGGUUCCGGAAACUUUUUCACAGGACUUGGAAGGCAGAAGCGUUAGUACCACUUCCUUGUGCUCGUUGCGAUCCCAGAAAAAGCAUUCUUCUAAACUAAUAAAGAAAGCUCUAAACCAGACGGAAGUUGAAGAAAAACUUAGUCUGCAAAUUGAGGCUGAGAAGCGAUUAAAAUUGCGUCAGGAUGCCGAACGAAGAUAUAUGGAUUAUGCACUAGAUAAUGCAUGUAAAAAGCUUGCUGAUCAGUUUCUUGGAAGUGUUGCAGUAGACUCUGCAGGCGUAUUUCGAAAUGUUGUAGCUGGUUUAGGAACUAUGGUGUCAAAAAUACCUCAGAAAGAUCAAUUCCCUGCAUAUGACAUAACUAAGGAAACCAGCAUGCAGCUUAGUCUUGAAGACCAACUUGGUGGGUUUGAAGCUCAGAGGGAAACUUAUCACGAAACUGAAGGCCACCUGAUCUCACAUGGAAAUUCAGAAAAUUCGUCUGUGGAAGAUUUCUAUGUUCUUGCUGACGAUGACAAGAUAAUGGAGCAGAGUUUGGAUAAUGACCCUGCAGAAGCUUACUUGGUUUUGGAUACUGCUGAAAUGGGAACCUCCAGUCAUAGAACUUAAUUUCAUCAACCCACAUCUACAUGGUGUGCUAAGGCACUCUGGAUGAAAGAACAAAACAACCUUUAUGUUGUUUGCUUGUGGAGUUUCAUAAUUUAAGAUUUUUGUUCUGGUGUAAAACUUUGGCAGCUUAGUUCUGCUUUGCUAGUGGUUAUUUCUUUUUUUGACUGCUCAUGGCACACUCUUGAAUGUAUUCAAGGUGCUUUGUUACUA
Messenger RNA from Prunus avium (sweet cherry), 1669 nucleotides. NCBI's taxonomy places the organism in Eukaryota, Viridiplantae, Streptophyta, Magnoliopsida, Rosales, Rosaceae. The record is from RefSeq and is a predicted model, not a curated record.